Messenger RNA from Cooperia oncophora, 453 nucleotides. The record is from the annotation of a GenBank genome assembly. Lineage: Eukaryota; Metazoa; Nematoda; Chromadorea; Rhabditida; Trichostrongylidae.
AUGGUGGUCAUGUGCGAAUCUCUACCCGAAACAGCAACUCGUGAACAGCUGGAGGACAUACUAGGAAAAGAUACGGUUGCAGAGUGUCUAAGUCCAAAUACCCAACACAUGAAAUUAUUCAAAUUGCGAUCACGUGCUCGACAUGUGUAUAGCGAAGCGGAUCGAGUGAACAAAUUCGAAGAAGCAUGCAAAAAUAAUGACUUGAUUGAGAUGGGAAAACUCAUGAUUGCAAGUCAUGAGAGUUGUAGCAAGGAUUAUGAAUGCAGCUGUGCUUCGAUGGACAUUCUGGUUGACGAGUGCCUUAACGCAGGCGCUCUAGGAGCACGCCUCACGGGUGCUGGAUGGGGAGGAUGUGCUGUUGCCCUCGUCGACAAUACCCAUAUGGUAGAUCUAGGCAAGAAAGUUCUGUUUCACAGUGAGCCUUCUGCAGGGAUUUCUGGGUCUUUCCUUUGA